CUACUUUACUGACUUUACUUUAAGUUGGCCCCAUGCUCCAUACAAUCCGAGAUCUAGUAUCUACUUAACCCUGGUCGUAGAUUUGCAGUAACAACGGAUACAUCGUAAUCUACUGAAGUCAAUAAUUUCAAAGUCAGAAUUAAACCAAAUGUAACAAUUUAUUAGUCAGGUAAAUGUAUCAUGCCAAUUACAUAAUCAAUUCAAAGAUAAUCGAUACAAAACAUCAAAUGCUCAGAAAUAAAUAGUAAAAGAUGAAUACCUGACAUCAGAAAGAUACAUAAUGCUGAGUGUCUGAAGGACACACAGCAUUAAGGGCUGACCUGGCUACAGAAUCGCGCCUUGAGCCUCCUGCAACAUCUCUUUAUAUACUAUUGAUAGUAUUGAUCAUUGAUAGUUUUACAUGCACAUGGUAGACCCUCGGGUUUUAAAUGGCCGUGCUAUUAAAAUUAUUUUCACGUCUGGUGGCCACGAUUACCCGUCUGAAUGGAUAAGUUAACAGCUGUCAGUGUCAUGGAUGUUUUGCAGCGCGAAAUCUGACUGAACGGAUAUAGACCGGAAAAUAAAGAUAAUUUGCGUUUGUUAUUUUAUCUACAGUCGUUAGUUUUAGAAUUCUGCUGUGAAAUAAAGUAGCAGGUAAGAUUACAUUUAUUUGAAUGAAUUCAAGCGAGCGAGAGUGAGAGAGCGCGCGCGAGAGAGAAGCCUACCUAGUGAAGCUUCAAGAUAAAGAUCAUUUUUAAAGGUUUUUAAACGACACACUCACUUACACAUAUUUGAGAAUCGGAAUAUCAGAUAGUUGAUGACAUCGUAAGCAAGUUUCGUGAAUAUUUUAAAGAAAAAAAGGAAAAACAAAAUAAUAGCGAUCCAUCUGUCAUACAGUGUUAUUGUGGCUGUGUUCACCAUAUGUGACACGCAUGACGCGUCGCCAUGGAAACAAUAAGGGCAAACGUUCUAAAAUAACGGUCGCCUUAUGGUGGAUUCAAAAUGGUCAAUAUUCAUAUUAAUGCAUUUUAUUCGUAUUUCAUGUUAAUCAUUUAUGGCUUAUGAUUUAUCAAUAUUACUUUUGAUUUCAUAUAUUUACUCCUAUUCCAUAUAUUAAUCCUCAUCAUAUUCUCAAGUAUUUACUUUCUAUUGUACCCUUUAUGGUUAUUAUUCUUUUAUAUUUAGAGUAGCCUAUGUAUGCUUGCUAUAUUCAGUUGUUCUUCAAAGUGUUCCAAUGUGACAGGUCACGUUGACACGUUUGUGGUUAGAUAUUGGACACCUGCCAAGUACUGCAGAAGCGAUGUUUUCGGAAUUAGUUGCUCAUUUGAACUCGAUGUACCUUUGUCCAUUUCUAUUUCUGCUGACAUGUGAUAAUGUAAGAUCUGCAAAAUUCCCUUAAGGGGGUCAAAACAUCCCCUAUAUCUAUUUUCAUCUAUUUUUUUGACAUCGGACCAGUCUAUGACAUAAUGCAUAAAUCCAUUUGACCAUUUCUUAUUAGACCAAAACAUAAGUUUGAGUGGGAUGUAAAUUUCCCUAUGCUUAUGGUAUAAAAUGGACUGAGUCGUUGAUAGUUUAGCUUUUCCCUUUGCUUUUCCCUUUGCUUUCCUUUGCUCUUCUGCUUCUUCUCUUCUGUCUCUCAAUUCAUUCUGCAAAUGUCUUAAUUUUGUUCCUUCUUUCUGUAUAUUCUGAUCUUCAUCUACAAACCCGAUUCCAAAAAAGUUGGGACACUGUACAAAUUGCGAAUAAAAAAGGAAUGCAAUAAUUUACAAAUCUCAUAAACUUAUAUUUUAUUCACAAUAGAAUAUAGAUAACAUAUCAAAUGUUGAAAGUGAGACAUUUUGAAAUGUCAUGCCAAAUAUUGGCUCAUUUUAGAUUUCAUGAGAGCUACACAUUCCAAAAAAGUUGGGACAGGUAGCAAUAAGAGGCCGGAAAAGUUAAAUGUACAUAUAAGGAACAGCUGGAGGACCAAUUUGCAACUUAUUAGGUCAAUUGGCAACAUGAUUGGGUAUAAAAAGAGCCUCUCAGAGUGGCAGGGUCUCUCAGAAGUCAAGAUGGGCAGAGGUUCACCAAUUCCUCCAAUGCUGUGGCGAAAAAUAGUGGAGCAAUUUCAGAAAGGAGUUUCUCAGAGAAAAAUUGCAAAGAGUUUGAAGUUAUCAUCAUCUACAGUGCAUAAUAUUAUCCAAAGAUUCAGAGAAUCUGGAACAAUCUCUGUGCGUAAGGGUCAAGGCCGGAAAACCAUACUGGAUGCCCGUGAUCUUUGGGCCCUUAGACGGCACUGCAUCACAUGCAGGAAUGCUACUGUAAUGGAAAUCACAACAUGGGCUCAGGAAUACUUCCAGAAAACAUUGUCGGUGAACACAAUCCGCUUAGUUGCUUCCGGUAAUGACCGCCGCUGUGUAAUUUUAUUUCCGGUAAAAACUAUGGUGAAGUCCAGAAGCAAGUCGUUCUGUUGUGUGCCUCAGUGUAGCAAUUCAAAACAAAAACAACCUUAUUUAAGUUUUCAUGACUUCCCAUCAAAUGCACAUCAAAGAAAAAAGUGGGUAUGUGCAAUCAGAAGAGAUGAAGGGCCAACGUUUGUAAUUCGCAGAGCCAGCACGUUAGUCUGUAGUCAACAUUUCACCACUGCAGACUACAUUCAGGGAAGUUGUCGUCUGAAGGUUGGUGUAGUUCGUGUAGGUCGUUUUCAGUGGAACAAUUUUUAUGUACCACCUCAAAAGCAGUCUGCAUACGAGAGAUCUAGCGCUCGACAAGGAGUAGAUGUGCGUGCCCCAAAGACUAUGGAUGUCCCGACUAGUUUGGAAGUUAGCAUCAAGGACCAUGACUACGCGGCACACACCCCCUCCCGGUAAGUAUCUGAGUUUAAGUGUAGAUGCAAAAUAUUCACACAAUAGCGUAAAUAUUUGGGUACUUCAGGAGUCAGAACCUGCACCUGGAAAACAUUGUAUAAUAUUCAGUUAUCAUUAUGAACUUGAAAAAUAUUAUGCGAAUUUGUAUGCUAAUGAAGAAUAAGACAAUAAAAUACUUAUUAUAUUACUUUUUAAAUGUAUUAUAUUAUAUAAUACUAUUGUGUUUUUGCAACUGUACACAUUAUAUACACUGCUGUACACAUUAUAUAUACUGUUGGUUUUUUAGAGCUGCUUUACAACAGAUUUAAAGUGUUUGCAUUUCUGAAUUCACUGUUUAUUCUUGUAACGGUGCUUUGAAAAAAAACAGUAUUUUAUAAAGUGCUACAUAAUUAAGUUACUUGAGUAGUUUCAUGUUUUUGUUUUUUUUUUCUUUUCAUUUCUUUAUUUAACCUUUAAAUUUGUGUGUCAUUUUGUAGGUGCACUGGAUGAAGCCUUGGAAUACAUAGCAGAGCUGGAGGCUAGGCUAAAGAGAAUUUCACUGGAGACACCAACUACUUUUAGUAGGUUUUGUGUGUCUGAUCACACAAUCCACUACUACACCAGGUUUCCCUCACAAGAAGUGUUUCAGAUCUUCUGGGAGUCUGUUUGUCCAUCUCCCACAAACCUUGUGUGCUGGACAAAAGCACAGAGGAUGGGUCAAGAAGCUUCCCCAACACCAAGUCCUGCACGGAAAAUCCAGCUCAUGGAUGAGCUCUUCAUGUACUGCUGCCGUGUAGCUGGUGGCCUUAGGGAAAGAGUAAUUGCUGACAUCUUUAGUGUAAGCAUGGCCACAGUAAGCAGGACAGUCAUCACCUGGGCAAAUUAUUUGUACUUUGUUUUAGGCUCAGUACCCAUUUGGAUGUCAAGGAAACAAAUCAGCUCUUCCAUGCCUGAGAAAUUCAGGUUAUUCAGUCCAAAUGUAUGAGUAAUCCUGGACUGUACAGAAAUUCGCUGUGAGAGUCCCGCAUCUCUGACACUCCACUCAGAGAUAUUCUCCAACUACAAGAGCACCACAACGUUCAAAGGACUGGUUGGAGUGGCUCCAUGUGGUGCAGUGACCUUCAACUCUCGUCUGUACACAGGCUCAAUCUCUGACAAAAAGAUUACAAGGAAGUCUGGCAUCUUGGACCUGCUUGAACCUGGAGAUGAGGUAAUGGCAGACAAAGGGUUUAAAAUUGAGGACAUGCUUACCAGUGUUGGUGCUAGGCUGGUUAUUCCACCUUUCAAGCUUGACCGGCAAUUCAGCAAGACAGACUGUGAAAAAACACAAACCAUUGCAUGACUCAUAAUUCUGGUGGAAAGAGUGAUCCGAAGGGUUAAAGAGAACCACAUUUGGGAUUCUGCUGUACCACUCAGCUUGUCAGGAACAAUUAAUCAGAUCUGGCAUAACUGUUGUUUUAUAGUCAAUUACCAGGGACCAAUGUUUCUUGAGCAGUAAAUGAUUUCUGAUUUGUUACAUUGUUUAGUUUGUUGUUGCUGUUAUUAUUAUUACAGUUACCUGUUAUUGCUAUUUUACCUCACAUCUACUUUUGAAGAAUGAUUUCUUUAGAAAAUUUUAAUAAUUACAAUAUAUCCUCUUCAUUUUCCCUCUUUUCUCAGAGGCAAAUUUGUUACUUUAUAAAACAAAAAUUUGCACAUAGUUUACUGAAAAUAAUGAAGACAUUUCACACAUUUCAUUAUUGGAAAUUUGUACAGUAUUGUCAAAUUAAUCUAUGAUACACCAUUACACCAAAUUACUAAGUUCAGUGGGAGUACAAUAGCAGUUUACAAAUAUACAGUUGUAAAACAAUUUAUAAUUACUAACUCUAUACAUACUGUAGUUACAAUGUUAAAGGAAUAGUUCACCCAAAAAUGAAAAUUCUGUCAUUAAUUCCACAUGUUGUAUGUAAGUGUGUGUGUGUGCGUUUUGUUUUCUUUCUGCACAAAAAGUAUUCUCGUAGCUUCAUAAAAUUGAACCCAAUGAUGUCACAUAAACUAUUUUAACAGUGUCUUUACAAUAUUUUUUGAACUUGACAGUGUCUCUUGCUGUCUAUGGUAGGGUCAGAGAUCUCUGGAUUUCAUCAAAAAUAUCUUAAUUUGUGUUCCAAUGAACGGAGGUCUUACGGGUGUGGAACGUCAUGAGGGUGAGUAAUUAAUGACAGAAAUUUCAUUUUUGGGCAAACUAUCCCUAUAAAAUGCAGCAAUGUUUAAACCCUGGAAAGAUACAUGUCCAUAUAUACAUAAUAGUAAUAAAUGUCCAACUUCUCCUUCAUGGAUGCUAUAAAGACAUUGUCUUGCCAGAUCCUCUGGA
This is a messenger RNA of Ctenopharyngodon idella (grass carp), 5154 nucleotides long. RefSeq lists its product as uncharacterized. The record is from RefSeq and is a predicted model, not a curated record. The transcript has a single exon. NCBI's taxonomy places the organism in Eukaryota, Metazoa, Chordata, Actinopteri, Cypriniformes, Xenocyprididae. The coding region runs from base 1857 to 2828 and encodes 323 amino acids. Gene Ontology annotation, molecular function: sequence-specific DNA binding.